GUUAUGACUAUCCACAGCCUGCCCGUUGAAAUCCUUGAAAAAAUUUUCCAUAUCUGCUUUCGAGAAGCCGAAAAACCUCUCAUACUUCCUGAUCCUUAUGGCCCAUUGGAAACGUCGACCCAGAACCACUUUCACGCUGCUGCGAACGCAUUUCCUCCUCCGCACGUGUGCACAUUCUGGCGAAACAUCUGCAGCUCUUCCCCAAAGUUCAACCCUACUCUCUCUUUGCACUACAGACAUGGCGACGACAAUAAGAAGUUGUCAGUAGUGUCGUAUUCCUCUCGGCUCUGUGCGUUUCUCAGACUCACUGCACCACAUCCAAUAUCUAUCUCCUUCCAAAUCUCCACGAAAGAUCAAUAUGGAGGGAACUAUCUUCAUGAGUGGUAUAGCUCCGAGGAGAUGGUGCUUGCCAUAGGUGGAACUUCAGGUCUUAUACACAUCCUUGAACACCAUCAUCGUUGGAAAUCAGCUACAAUCUCAAUUCCCUAUCCCAUUAUCCCGGUUUUCUUCCCCGAAGAUAUGGUCUUCCCUAACCUCAAAAAGCUUGAUGUCCAUAUAUCUUCCUCUUCGAAUGACAGGCCUGAUGAGCCUGGCCGGAAAUUAUUUGGACCUCACUGUACUCCCAAUCUCUGUGUGACGACAUUCCAACAAGAUCAUGCAUGGGACUUGACAUUGCGCUGGAGAAGUAGUAGUCUCAUACAAAUCAUCAUACUCUAUAGCGUCUAUAUCGAAUGUGAUGAUUUGCGUGCUUUCAAAGAAUGCAACAGCCUCCAUACCAUCCACUUUAGCUCUUGUACCAUGUUGCCAUCAUUCAACGAUGUUCCAUCCGUCCAACCCAUUAUACUUCUUCCUAAUGUCAACACCGUCUCUUGUACAUGGACACUCCCUAACUGCUAUAUCAAAUUCACACCGCUUUCAUUCCUCGCUCUCCCCAAACUUCGAAACUUGCAACUUCAAUGGAACGAGGGACUGGAGCUAGAAGUGAUCAAGUUGUUCGAGCGCUCUUCGUUCAAGCUCGAGACGCUGACCCUUAUCCAAGCGCAGCGAGGCGUUUAUAGGCCGCCCACAGAGCAGUUCGUCUCUUUGAUGACGCGCUUCUCUGAGGCAGAUUUGAUCAAUCAGAGCCUCGUUGGACUGGAAUUAAAUCACACUGAUGCGAAAUGGGAUGUGAAUGAAUUUAGGGAAAUCAUGGAGGUAUUAUCUCUCGGUGAAAGAAGUCCAUCAAGUGGUUCUGGUGAUACACAGAAUGCUGGGGGUCUCAAUGAAAUUUCUCAAAUUCCUCAUUUUGACCGGUUUCCCUUCUUGAAGCAGUUGACUAUAGCUGCGUAUACGAUACCUGAUCAUUCAGCAUUCACUGCGAUGCUUAAAUCCCGUCGUCGUCAAUCACCACCAUCCAGCCUCAUUUCUAAAGGGCAGCAUUCGUCCACAUUGCUUCAAAAUUCACCUCGAGAUAGCGUCGGUUUAGAGAUUCUGCGACUUCGAUGUUCAAAGUCGGCAUUCCUUGAAAAACAAGAGUUACUGAACCACCUUGAAACCUUUUCGGACGAGGGGCUAAAGCUCUUUUACGACCCCUGGGUGGGAGUUUCACGGAAGAAUCUGACUCUUUGGAGUCAUCCUAGUUACGAAUUGAAUUGAUUUUCUGAGAGCCAAUCCAUCAUGAUUGAGACAGAACAUACAUAAUUCAUCAGUAAAACCAGUGCCACCAAUGUUUAUACCGAGAACGGACCCGGACUCCCUGGGUGGGCCCGUGGUGGAGAUGGAUUGGUUCAAGUGUGAUGAUACUUCAGGAUAUGGUGUCUUGACACCAACUUGAAUGGGAUGACAAUGUACACCAAUACUCUAUGCAAGUGAAAAUGCCUACUGAUAAAUUCUGCAACGGAAGGAUAUAAAGUUAGCGAUAGUAGCAAGCAGUGGUUUUCAGAGUACAUUUACUGAUAGAAAUUUU
Molecule: messenger RNA, 1945 nt
Organism: Lentinula edodes (shiitake mushroom)
Lineage: Eukaryota; Fungi; Basidiomycota; Agaricomycetes; Agaricales; Omphalotaceae
Exons: 1
Source: RefSeq, a predicted model, not a curated record